Molecule: messenger RNA, 1728 nt
Organism: Serinus canaria (Common canary)
Lineage: Eukaryota; Metazoa; Chordata; Aves; Passeriformes; Fringillidae
Gene: MCRIP1
Product: MAPK regulated corepressor interacting protein 1
Exons: 4
Coding region: 190-480 (96 amino acids)
Source: RefSeq, a predicted model, not a curated record
GCCUGCGCGCUGCUGCGCUUCCGUCUGUGCGGCUGGCACAGGCGGGAGGGCCCAGGUGAGGGGCGCGCGUUGCCCGGCGACGGGCGGGGGGCGCCGCGCGGCCUAGCCCGGCCUCGCCCUCGCCUUCCUCCCGCAGCCGCGCCGAGCCCCUUCCGGCCCCGCCGAGCCCCGCUGAGCGCCGCUGCCGACAUGGCCAGCUCCCCCGUCUCCCGGGUGGUGUACAACGGAAAGCGGAGCGGCGGCCCGCGCUCCCCCGGCGCCGGCAGCGAGAUCUUCACGCCGGCCCACGAGGAGAACGUGCGCUUCAUCUACGAGGCCUGGCAGUGCGUGGAGCGCGACCUGCGCAGCCAGAUGGGCUCCGAGCGCGGCCUGGUCGAGGAAUACGUGGAGAAGAUGCCGAACCCCAGCCUGAAAGCGUUUAAACCCGUCGACCUGGGUGAUCUGAAGAGGAGGAACACACAGGAUGCAAAGAAGUCCUAAAGCGGGUCUUCCCCUGCGGGUCGGCUGCUUUCCUGAGGUCCUCAAGCAGAUUUAAUUUCAAAUUUUGUGUUGAUUUCUUCCUCUGGUCUGUCCUUCUAAAAGCCCGCGGGAGAGCCAGUCAGCUCUGGGGCUCUGGGGUUGGCUCUGAAGCUGCCUGAGGUUGAGGAUGCUCAGGGCCUCACUGAGACUGCCCCGAGCCUGUUGCAAAGGAUUCCAGCCCCCCGCUCAUAGCUUUCUCUGGCCUCAAACUGCCCUUCCCCACUUCAUGCUGAGCAACCCGAUCCCCUGUUCCCCUCCUGUCGCUGCCCUCCGUGCCAGGCUGGGCAGGGCCGAGGCAGAUGUGCUGUUGGAUCGGGCAGCACGGGGUCUUGCUUUCCCCUGUGCACCUCAGCUCCACUGCUGCUGGGGCUGGCCGAGGGUAGGUGGCACAGUCGAGUCUGUUCCUGUGCCUCCCGACACAGGGGCAAGCCCUGUCCAGCCCCGUUGUGCAGCUGAGAGCUGGGAAGCCAUAGCAAGGCUCCUCCCAGUUCCACUGUGGCAGCAAGUUGCUGCCUGGGCUGCUUGCUGCCAGAGCACGUGGGCCACAUCUGAGGUCAUAUUUUCUACCUGCUUAGAUCAGGCCUGGUCCCUGUGGUGCUGGAGGGGAAGGUGUUCCUCUCCCUACAGAUGGAGAGGUGGAGUGUCAGCACUAGCCCCAGGCUUCUGAGAGGUGCUCAGAGGGACCUAGGCCACCUGCAGCCCCUCAGGAGAAAGUGGCCGUGGGGGCAGCCGUGGGGCUGCACAGAGCAAGGCUCAGGAGCUCCUUGCCCUGGCAACGCUGCAGUUUUGUACUAACACCAUUUUCCAGAUGCGCAAACCUUGGAAGACACCUGGCCCCUCAGCUCGCCCUGGGUGGCUGCAGAACUGGAACCACACCAGGGCACUUCCUUAAGCCACUCACUCCUGGCACUGCGUGGAUGGUUCCUGUGUCCUUGCCUGAGCCAGAGAGAGUGACUGGGUCAGCUUUGCCCACCUGAGCUGCUGGGCUGCUCCGUGGGGAGAGCUGGCAGCCCCCUUGCCCACCUGAGCUCCGAGCUGGUGGGGAUGGGGCUGCCAGGCCCGUGCAGCACCAGUGGCUGUGGGGAGGGCUGCAGGGACUUGGGGCUGCCAAUACCUUUCCUUUGUUGAUUCCUUGAGUUGUACUGUACCCUUUCCUUUCUGUGGUAUGUCACUUGAGGAGUGUUGUAAAUAAACGCUGGUGUCCUUUUG